AGAAGAAAUUAACAAAACCAAACGAGUCAACUCGUACAGGUCCACCUAACUCAGUCCUGGUGGUAGAGAUAGACUUGGGUAGGUGGGUGUUUUCCCUCACCAACCCCAACCGAGAUACACUCUUACCUACCGCCCACACACACCAAUAUAACCUCAACACAUUCAAACCUAACAAAUCCACCACACCUCCCGUCAGCACCAAACCAGAUGGCAUCUUCUCUCUCCAUUAAACCUUUCGUCGGAGCUCUAUCUUCCGACGAACCCUCACGGUUCGGUUCCUUACGUCAUUCCGAUCUUCGUUCUGCAGUCCUCCGGAUCUCAACAACUCGUGGAUCACGCUCUCGAACACUCGAGAUAAAAGCAGCUGGAAGUACGUAUGGAAACUUCUUUCGUGUUACAACGUUUGGUGAAUCUCAUGGUGGUGGAGUUGGUUGUGUGAUUGAUGGAUGCCCCCCUCGAAUCCCCCUGACAGAGGCUGAUCUACAAGUAGAUCUUGACAGAAGGAGGCCAGGUCAGAGCCGUAUCACUACACCUAGAAAAGAAACCGACACAGCCCACAUAUAUUCCGGUGUUGCUGAAGGAUUUACUACUGGAUCUCCAAUCAUGAUUAAAGUUCCCAAUACAGACCAAAGGGGAAAAGAUUACAGUGAAAUGUCAAUGGCUUAUAGACCGUCUCAUGCUGAUGCAACUUAUGACUUCAAAUAUGGUACAAGAUCAGUAGAGGGUGGUGGUCGAUCAUCAGCUAGAGAGACAAUCGGGAGAGUUGCUGCUGGUGCUGUUGCGAAGAAAAUUCUCAAGGCAUAUUCAGGAACUGAGAUUCUUGCCUAUGUCUCUCAAGCUCACAAAGUUAUACUUCCAGAAGACCUUGUGGAUCAUGAAACAUUGACACUUGAGCAGGUAGAAAGCAACAUCGCCAGGUGUCCACAUCCCGAGUAUGCAGAGAAGAUGAUUGCCGCAAUUGAUGCAGUCCGAGUGAAAGGAGAUUCUGUUGGUGGUGUUGUUACGUGUAUUGUGAGAAACCUCCCACGUGGGCUUGGUUCACCGGUUUUUGACAAACUUGAAGCUGAGUUGGCUAAGGCAGCUUUGUCUUUACCUGCAACCAAGGGAUUUGAGUUUGGCAGUGGAUUUGCAGGUACAUUUUUGACCGGUAGUGAGCAUAAUGAUGAGUUUUAUAUGGAUGAACAUGGACGGGUCAGGACAAGAACAAACCGAUCAGGCGGGAUACAGGGUGGUAUAUCCAAUGGAGAGAUCAUAAACAUGCGAAUCGCCUUCAAACCAACAUCAACAAUCAGUAGGAAGCAAAACACAGUGACAAGAGAUAAAAAGGAAACAGAACUCAUCGCUCGUGGCCGCCAUGAUCCAUGUGUUGUCCCAAGAGCGGUGCCGAUGGUGGAAGCAUCAGUGGCGUUGGUGCUGAUGGAUCAAUUACUCGCACAAUACGCGCAGUGUCAGUUGUUCCCCAUCAACCCUGAUUUCCAGGAACCAUUACAGCUCCCUAAACUUGAACAAAGUGGCAUUUCCCUUUGAAGCUUGAGAAAACUCCAGGAAAGCAUUACAUACAACUUUUCUUGCUUUGUAAGGAUAUAUAUAGACGGUUUGUUUGUACCCUUGACUGGCUGACAUUGAAACCAAGCGUCAUCCUAUCGGGUCAGAAAUUACAUGUAAUCUUAUUAUUUGGAUUCGUUUUGUUGGGAAUAGUAUCGGUUUUCGGUUUUGUACUAUCAAACUCCAGUUGUAGAUUUAAGAGUGUUCCCCAGAAUAAUAAAAAUUGAAAUCUUUUUUACCUUGAAA
This is a messenger RNA of Helianthus annuus (common sunflower), 1791 nucleotides long. RefSeq names its product chorismate synthase 1, chloroplastic. Gene Ontology annotation, cellular component: cytosol. Lineage: Eukaryota; Viridiplantae; Streptophyta; Magnoliopsida; Asterales; Asteraceae. Gene Ontology annotation, molecular function: FMN binding; chorismate synthase activity. The transcript has 12 exons. The coding region runs from base 208 to 1527 and encodes 439 amino acids. Gene Ontology annotation, biological process: chorismate biosynthetic process; aromatic amino acid biosynthetic process. The record is from RefSeq and is a predicted model, not a curated record.